AUGCUUCGGGGACCGCCUCCCCAAGAGCUGGAGAUUGAUAGUAUCCGCAAGCCAAUUCCUUCGCGUGGUAUUGUUCGGAUGUCGCAAUCACCAACACCCAAUGCAAGUCCAUACCCCGAUCUCAAAAACCAGGUAGCUUUGGUCCUCGGCGCAGGCCAAUCCGGCAACCCCAAGUCAAAACACUGGGGUAACGGAGCCGCCAUUGCCAAAGUGCUCAGCACAUCCGGAGCAAAGGUCAUCGCAUGCGACGUGAAUCUCGACGCAGCCCAACAAACAGCAUCACGUAUCCAAGCCAGUGGCGGCGUCUGCGACGCAGCCCAAGCGGACGUGACCAGUGCCAGGGACAUCCAGCGCGUCACAGACCAAGUGCUCACCAAAUACGGAGAUCAGACUCAACCUCAAAACCGUCUAUCUCAGCUGCCGUGCCGCUCUCCCGAUCAUGGGAGACAGGGAUCGGGAUCCAUCAUCAAUAAUGCAUCCAUCGCCGGUAUGAGAUAUCUCGGGAAACCGCAAGUGGCGUAUGCAUCGGCCAAGGUGGCGGUUAUGCAUUUCACCAAAGUCACGGGCGUGAUGUAUGCCGGCAAGGGAGUGCGCGUGAAUUCUGUGGCCCCGGGGAUGAUGUACACGCCGCUGCUUGAGAUGCUGGGGAAUAGCGAGUCGGACAAUGAUCGGGAGGUCUAUCGGAAGAUCACGGACCAUAAUGUUCCCUCGGGGGUUAUGGGUGAUGCAUUCGAUGUUGCUAAUUGUGUGGCUUUUUUGGCGAGUCACUCGUCGCGGUAUAUCACCGGUCAGAACUUAGUGGUUGAUGGUGGGCUGACGAGCUCUACGGGGACUGGGGGAGUGCCAGCUCCUUCGCCUAAGCUUUAG
Penicillium alfredii is the source of this 867-nucleotide messenger RNA. Its product is annotated as SDR family NAD(P)-dependent oxidoreductase. NCBI's taxonomy places the organism in Eukaryota, Fungi, Ascomycota, Eurotiomycetes, Eurotiales, Aspergillaceae. Bases 1 to 867 code for a protein of 288 amino acids. Gene Ontology annotation, molecular function: oxidoreductase activity. The transcript is spliced from 3 exons. The record is from RefSeq and is a predicted model, not a curated record.